AUGGCCUCGGUCAUCCACGUGGACCAGACGUACUGUGUGCCCAGCAGGCUCAUAGGGGAUAACAUCGCCCUGAUCAGAGAUGUUUUGGAGGUCUCCGGCUCAUUGGGAAUCAACCUGGGACUGAUUUCCAUAGACCAGGAAAAGGCGUUUGACCGGGUUGAACACCAGUACCUCUGGCAGACCAUGGCUGCCUUUGGGUUCAGCCCUGGGUUCAUCGCCCACAUCCGGACUCUGUAUUGUGACGUCAUGAGUGUACUGAAGGUGAAUGGGGGGCUCAGUGCUCCGUUCAGUGUGGGGAGGGGCAUCAGGCAGGGCUGCUCUCUGUCUGGGAUGCUCUACUCCCUCUCCAUCGAGCCCCUUCUGCAUCGGCUCAGAGCUGACCUGCAGGGGGCGCUGCUGCCUGGAGCACGACCAUUUAAGGUCUCUGCGUACGCAGAUGAUCUUAUUGUGUUCGUUAACAGCCAGAGGGAUGUGGAGGUCCUGGCUGACACAGUGCAGGUCUUUGGUCAGGUCUCCAGCUCCAGGGUGAACUGGAGCAAGAGCUCUGCCACUCUGCUCGGGGAGGGCCUGAGGGGUCUCAGCCUGCCUGGGGGACUGGUCCCGGCCUGGGGGGCCCUGUACAAGCCCCCUCUGACCAAGAGACAGGGAGACCUGCAGUGGAGGCUGCUGCAUGGGGCAAUAGCAGUCAAUGCCUUUGUGUGUAGGGUGAACAGGGCUGUGGGGGAGGGCUGUCCCUUCUGUGGGGAGAGGGAGACAGUGUUCCACUGCUUCUGGGAGUGUGGGAGGCUCAGGCACAUGCUGGAGCUGCUGAGGGGCCUCUUCACUUCACUGGGGGCAGAGUUUAGUGCUCAGGUGUUUGUGGGGGGGGUCAGGUACUCCAGCCGCAGCAGGAGGAGGGGGCGGCUGCUCAGUUUCCUCGUCGGUCAGGCCAAGAUGGCCGUCUAUGUGAGCAGGAGGAGGAUGGUCCAGGACCAGAGUGAGAUCAGUCCCAGGGCUCUGCUGGAUAAAUGGGGAUCAGGAGGGGUUUGA
Knipowitschia caucasica is the source of this 1029-nucleotide messenger RNA. The record is from the annotation of a GenBank genome assembly. NCBI's taxonomy places the organism in Eukaryota, Metazoa, Chordata, Actinopteri, Gobiiformes, Gobiidae.